Torulaspora globosa is the source of this 831-nucleotide messenger RNA. It is a transcript of the gene PXR1, whose product is annotated as telomerase inhibitor. Bases 1 to 831 code for a protein of 276 amino acids. The record is from RefSeq and is a predicted model, not a curated record. The transcript has a single exon. NCBI's taxonomy places the organism in Eukaryota, Fungi, Ascomycota, Saccharomycetes, Saccharomycetales, Saccharomycetaceae. Gene Ontology annotation, molecular function: nucleic acid binding.
AUGGGGUUGGCAGCUACCAGGACGAAGCAGCGGUUUGGUCUAGAUCCAAGAAACACGGCAUGGAGCAAUGACACGUCAAGAUUCGGGCAUACAAUGCUUGAGAAAUUCGGAUGGAAGCCUGGCAUGGGCCUUGGUAUGGUCCCGGCAGAAUCACACAAAUCACAUAUCAAGGUCACUAUAAAGGAUGAUACUGUAGGCUUAGGUGCCAAGAUAAAGCGGAAGGAAAGAAAAGAUGAAUUCGACAAUGGAGAAUGUGCAGGACUCGACGUCUUUCAGAGGAUUCUAGGUAGGCUUAAUGGAAAGGAAAAGGCUGUAACAGAUGAGUUAGAGAAGCAGCGGAUUGACAAAGUACUGAAUGGAAAAUGGGGAGUGCAUUUUAUCAAAGGUGAGGUAUUGGCCAGUACGUGGGAUCCAGAGACAAAGAAGCUGAAGAGUUAUUCUAACGAAAAGAGCACAGUUUCUGAAGAAUCAGCAAGUGAUUCAGACGGCAGCGAAGAAGUCAAGGAGGUGAUAAAAAAAGCGAAGAGAACGAAAGGAUCGAAGCUCGAGGAUAAAUCCAAGGCAAGGUGUAGUAAGGAAUCUAAGAAGCAAAGAAAGGAGCAGAAGAAGAUGGUUAAGAAAGCAAAGAAGAAAGAGAAGAAGAAGCACAGGGAGGAAAACAAAGAGUUAUCUAGGAGGAUCGCUUAUCUUGAGUCCAGCCCAACUGCGUCUAAUAUUCCUGCUAAUGUCUCCACAAGAUUAUCUAUUCGCGCCAAGCAUAUCCGGCAGAAAAGAGCUGCCACUAUGGAUUCAAAGGCUCUCAAUGAGAUCUUCAUGGUUACCGAUAAUUGA